Molecule: messenger RNA, 1778 nt
Organism: Owenia fusiformis
Lineage: Eukaryota; Metazoa; Annelida; Polychaeta; Sabellida; Oweniidae
Source: the annotation of a GenBank genome assembly
AUACAUGUAAGGCAUUGAAAUUAUAUUUUAAUAGGAAAUGAUGCUUUGGACAUCAAACUGUUUUAUAGAGUGACACAAAAGUGUAAUCCAAAUCUAAUACAAUAGAGCAUUAUAAUAACAAAGCAUCAAGGACUGCUGAGAUUAUAGAAAGUUCACAAGGACAUCAUUAAAUAAAUUUACUUUAUUCAAAAACUAAUAUUAUUCAUAAAUAUUAGACUACUGAGGCAUACCUCAGAGAGGAAUAUACCUUUAUUAUAGAAAGUAUCAUGGACAAGGGGAGCAAGGUUAUCAAUACUGCAGGUGGAACAAAUAAUGCUGAUUGUAUGGUAAAUAACGCUGAUGAAAUGAUACAUCAUCCCAAAUGUGUGAUAAAUACUGCUGGUGGUGUGAUAAAUUAUGUUGAUGGUGUGAUAAAUGAUGUUGAUGGUGUCAUAAUUAAUGUUGAUGCGAUAAAAACGGCCAAAAAUAUGAUACACAGUUCUGCUUCUUUGAUGAAUGAUGAUACGUCUAGUGGUAAAAGUUGUUUUCAGAGACGGGCAAAUGGUCACAAAGGAAAAAAACAUAUUUGUGAUAUAUGCCAUAGAGUGUACAAAUGGAAGUGUGCACUAGUAGAACAUUAUAGAAUUCAUACUGGAGAAAAGAACUUCAAAUGUGAUAUUUGUUCUAAAACAUUUUCAAAAAAUUGUCAUCUUACCUCACAUUAUACAAUUCAUACAGGAGAAAAGAACUUUAAAUGUGAUAUUUGCUCCAAAGCAUUUGCAAGGAAGUCAAAUCUUAAUGCACAUCAUAGAACUCAUACUGGAGAAAAGAACUUCAAAUGUGACGUUUGUUCAAAAACGUUUUCACAAAAGUCUAAUCUUAACUUACAUUACAGAACUCAUACUGGAGAAAAAAACUUCAAAUGUGAUAUUUGCUCUAAAGCAUUUGCAAGGAAGUCAUAUCUUAAUGCACAUCAUAGAAUUCAUACUGGAGAAAAGAAUUACAAAUGUGACGUUUGUUCAGAAACGUUUUCACAAAAAAAUCAUCUUACCAUACAUUUCAGAACUCAUACUGGAGAGAAAAACUUCAAAUGUGAUAUUUGUUCAAAAACAUUUGCACAAAAACAUCAUCUUACCAUACAUUUCAGAACUCAUACUGGAGAAAAGAACUUCAAAUGUGAUGUUUGUUCAAAAACAUUUGCACAAAAACACCAUCUUACCAUACAUUACAGAACACAUACUGGAGAAAAAAACUUCAAAUGUGAUGUUUGUUCAAAAACAUUUGCACAAAGACAUCAUCUUACCAUACAUUAUAUAAUUCAUACUGGAGAAAAGAACUUUAAAUGUGAUGUUUGUUCUAAAACAUUUGCACAAAAACAUCAUCUCACCAUACAUUAUAGAAUUCAUACAGGAGAAAAGAAUUUUAAAUGUGAUGUUUGUUCUAAAACAUUUGCACAAAAGUCUAAUCUUAAAAAACAUCAUAAAAUUCAUGCUAGAGGAAACAAACUUUUAUAUUCUAGAAACAUAAAUCAAGAAUAGGGUUAAGGUUAUACAUAGAUGUCACUAUCGUAUUUCGCAGUUCUUCACUAGCCACAUCAUGUUCUAAAACAAAAAAUGAAUCUCAAUCUAAGCUUAAUAAUGUGUAAAUUAUUGUUUCAUUAUUGGUAUAUUUUUAUGUACAUUUGUCGAGAACAUCAUAUGGCUAGUGCAGUAUCACAAUACAUGUAUUAUCAUAAUCAUAAGGCCUAAUGUAAGGUUUUAUUUGAACCCAUAAAAUUAUCAUGUUUUUGGAAAUGUAUA